UUAUUUAUUAAUUUUUUUCCUUUCAGAAUAUUUGUUAAUACAACAAUAAUGGUGAUGGAUAAAACAAUGGGAAAGUUUGGUAUAGAGCAUGUGAAUGAAUGCUUGUUGACAAAGUUGAGGGAAACUCAGCAAGCUGUAACAGAUUCUUUAGGACCCUGCAUUGGAGAAUACUACCGACUAAUUAAGAUGUCCCUGGUGCUAAAUUAUGAAUAUAAUAUUAACCACAGUAAUCCUGAGUCAAAGGAGUUCUUGGAUAGAAAAUUCUCAUUGAGACAUUUGAUAAAAACAUCAGUUAAAGAAGUGCAGGCUACCGAUAACAUGUUUGUGUUGGUAAAAGAGUUUAUGCCUGCAGUCAUUGAAAAUAAUCCAGACAAAGAGUUCAUUAAGGCCAACGUAGAGUUACUUGUUAGUCUACCUAAUGAUCCGACAACACUUUUCGAAUGGACUAAGCUCCAUGGCGAACUUGUCACUCAAGAGGAAAUUCUUAAAGUAGACUUAAUAGAGGAUUCACGCGCAGAUGAACCGGAUGAUGGUGAAGAUAGGUUACCAACAACUACAACAAAACCAGUGCCACUACGUUAAAUCUUCCUAGUAACUUAUAAACAUUACAUACUGACAUCACCAGACAAAAGGAAGAAGAAAAAAAAACUCUAUAAAACCUCGGAAAACAAUUUCUUCAUCAGUUAACAAAA
Messenger RNA from Ruditapes philippinarum (Manila clam), 692 nucleotides. RefSeq lists its product as uncharacterized. The record is from RefSeq and is a predicted model, not a curated record. The coding region runs from base 49 to 582 and encodes 177 amino acids. The transcript has 5 exons. Lineage: Eukaryota; Metazoa; Mollusca; Bivalvia; Venerida; Veneridae.